Messenger RNA from Lolium rigidum, 1956 nucleotides. Its product is annotated as fatty acyl-CoA reductase 1-like. Gene Ontology annotation, biological process: suberin biosynthetic process; long-chain fatty-acyl-CoA metabolic process. Gene Ontology annotation, cellular component: intracellular membrane-bounded organelle. The transcript is spliced from 6 exons. Gene Ontology annotation, molecular function: alcohol-forming very long-chain fatty acyl-CoA reductase (NADP+) activity. Lineage: Eukaryota; Viridiplantae; Streptophyta; Magnoliopsida; Poales; Poaceae. Bases 85 to 1587 code for a protein of 500 amino acids. The record is from RefSeq and is a predicted model, not a curated record.
CUCUCUGUUCAUCUCUUUCUCUCUCUCCGAAGCAAGAGGAGGAAGAACAAGGGGAAGGAAGAGGAGGAGGAGAGCUCCUUGAUCAUGGUGAUGAUGGAUGGCAGCUUGGACGCGGAGAAGAUCGCGGCGUAUUUCAAGGGCAAGAGCAUCCUCGUCACCGGCGCCACCGGCUUCCUCGGAAAGAUUCUUGUGGAGAAGAUACUCCGGGUGCAGCCUGACGUGAGGAAGAUCUACCUGCUCGUGCGCGCCAUCGACGCCGACUCCGCCAAGCAACGCGUCGAAGCAGAGGUGACAGACGCCGAGCUCUUCUGUCUCCUGAGAGAGAAGCAUGGCAAAGGAGGAUUCGAGCUGUUUGUGGAUGAGAAGAUUGUCCCUUUAGCAGGUGAUGUCAUUUUCGAGAACAUGGGGCUAGAUGCUCCCAUGUUGGAGGAACUAGCUAAGGAGGUGGACAUCAUCGUUAAUGGAGCCGCAACCACCAACUUCUACGAAAGAUAUGAUGUUGCAUUGGAUGUGAAUGUUAUGGGGGUGAAAUACUUGUGCCAGUUCGCCAAGAAGUGUGCCAAUCUCAAGAUGCUCCUCCAUGUUUCCACCGCGUUUGCAGCGGGCGACAGGGAAGGGCUGAUCAUGGAGAAGCCGUUCAAGAAGGGGGAGACUCUGAAGGAAGGCACGUAUCUGGACAUCGAUGCCGAGCUGCGUCUCGUCGGCGACGUCAAGAAGGAGCUGCUGCAUGACGGCUCCGGCGACCACGACAAGACGGAGCGGAAGGCCAUGAAGGAGCUGGGCCUGCAGCGGUCCCGGCACUUCGGGUGGUCCAACACGUACGUGUUCACCAAGGCCAUGGGCGAGAUGAUGCUGGGGCAGCUCCACGGCGCCAUCCCGGCGGUGAUCCUGCGGCCCAGCAUCAUCACCAGCAUCUUCAGGGACCCGGUCCCCGGGUGGAUGCAGGGGACGAGGACGAUCGACUCCAUCAUCAUCGGCUACGCCAAGCAGAACCUGUCAUGCUUCCUGGCGGACCUGGAGCUGACCAUGGACGUCAUCCCGGGUGACAUGGUGGCCAACGCCAUGAUGGCGGCCAUGGUGGCGCACUCCGGGGAGGAAGGCGCGGAGGUGAUGUACCACACCACCUCGUCGCUGCGCAACCCGGCGCCCUACGGCGUGCUCUACGAGUCUGGGCGCCGCCACUUCUACGAGAACCCGCGGCUCGGCAAGGACGGCAGGGUCAUCCCCACCAAGGAGAUGCACUUCUUCAAGACCAUCGCCAGCUUCCACCUCUACAUGCUCGUCAAGUACAAGCUCCCGCUCGAGAUCCUGCACCUGGUGAACCUGCUCCUCUGCGGGCUCUUCUCGCAGCUCUACGAGGAUCUCAACCGGAAGUACAAGUUCGUCGUCCAUCUCGUCGACGUCUACGGGCCAUUUGCCUUCUUCAGAGGAUGCUUCGACGACAUGAACUUGGAGCGGCUGAGGUUGACAAUGGCAGCGGCCAGCCCCGAGGAAGACUUGUUCAAUUUUGAUCCCAAGACCAUCGACUGGAAAGAGUACUUCUACAAGAUCCACAUUCCUGGUAUCCUCAAGUAUGUGCUCAAGUAAAGCUGCAGCAGUUUUUCCUCUACACGUUAUGUCACAGUUACAACUUAUUUUAUCCACAAGAGCGGAAAGCCCACGUCCCACGUCCCACACAUAAAGUCUAUUUGUUCUUCUUAUAUUGGAAUUGUGAUAAAGGGAAGAAGAUGUCCGCUAGACUGUUGGAUUAUUGUACCAGAAAAGCACCACAUCUUGAUCAAUGAUAGAGUGUGCAUUCUGGUGUUGUAUGUUCAGGUUUUGUGUAAUUUGGUCAUGUAGUAAAAAUGAUAUGUAAUAACAAUCUCUAUGUAUCAAGGUCAAGUGUAAUCAUGUGUGCCAAUGAGGGCUUAAAACAGGGAUGCUGUUCCGUACUAGUGUCAAUUCAUGUUCAGUUCA